AUGGCAAUGAGUAGUUUUCUGGAAUGUUUUAUUGCUUGCAAGCCUACUUUUUUGUUCCUAAAUUUUUUAUUUCUCAUUCAUCCAGCUUUUCAAACAUCAGAUAGUGACACUUUUUUGAUAUACAAUGAAAAUCUUGAUCGUUGCCUAAAACUUCAAGAAUCUCGUUCCUUCACCUUCGACAUCUGCAACAAGUUUAAUGAAUGGCAAAAUUUUAAGUGGGUAUCCGAUCAUCAGUUAUUGAAUAUGGCAGUGAAGUUAUGCCUGAGUGUACCUUCAAAAUCAAACAUGGUUCCAGUUACACUGUCACCAUGCAACAAAACCACUGAAUUACAGAAAUGGGAAUGCAGAAAUGACACUCUAUUUGCCCUUGUAAAUCAAGAACUGUUUUUAAAUCCUGCUAAUGGACGUGAGAAUGGGGUUAUACUAUCCAAAAAACCCUCCACAAGUGUUUGGAAGAUCUAUGGAACAAAGAAGAGCUUGUGUGCCCAGAAAUAUGAAGCUCUAUUCACUAUAGAAGGCAAUUCCUUGGGAGCACCUUGUGUGUUUCCUUUUAAGUAUAUGAAUAAAUGGCAUGCUAAAUGCAUAGUUGAUGAUGAUGAACACAAACGGUUUUGGUGUGGAACAACUCCAGAUGUGGACAAAGACUCUUUAACUGGAUAUUGUCCAGUAAAAGAUGACUUUUUCUGGAUCAAAAAUCACUGGACAGGAGAUCUCUACCAGAUCAAUUCCCAGUCAGCUCUAACAUGGGAUCAAGCAAGAAGCUGUCAGCAACAACAUUCAGAAUUAUUGAACAUCAAUGAACUAUAUGAACAAGCAUAUUUGACAGGAUUAACAAAUAAUUUUGAAGCCAACUACUGGAUUGGUUUGAAUAAUCCAGAUUUUGACAGUGGAUGGCAGUGGACUAGUAAUCAACCUUUAAGAUAUUUAAACUGGGCUCCAGGUAGCCCCUCUUCUGAAACAGGGAAAAACUGUGGAUUGAUGCAGGGUAGACAUGGUAAAUGGGCAAAUAAUCGGUGUGAACUGAAGCAUGGCUACAUCUGUAAAAGAACGAACUCUUCAAUACAGGCAUCUUCACCUUCUUCAGAGGAUCUUAAGCCAAUUAAAUGCCCAAAUAACUGGGUUGGAUAUGCAAAGCAUUGUUACCGUCUGAACAGAGAUCGCAAAACGUGGAAGGAUGCUUCAGUCUCCUGCCAAAAGGAUGGUGGACAUUUAAUAAAUAAUGACAUUGAGGAAUACAGCUUUGUUUUUUCUCAGCUUGGCUAUGAAUCAACAGAUAAUUUGUGGAUAGGACUAAAUGACCAGAAGACUUCUUCAUAUUUUGAAUGGAGUGAUGGUACUACAGUGAGAUUCAUCAAAUGGCAGAAAGGAGAACCCACACUUAUAAGCAAUGUGCAAGAAGACUGUGUCAUCAUGACUGGGAAGAAUGGAUAUUGGGCAGAUCAUUUCUGUGAAGAGGAAUUAGGAUACAUCUGUAAAAAGAGCCUUCAGAAUUUCUUCCUGGAACAUGAAGUUGCUGAUCCAAAAUGCCAGAAAGGCUGGAAAAGGUAUGGUUUCUAUUGUUACUUAAUUGGAGGGACACCUGGAACAUUUUCAGAAGCAAAGACAUCUUGUGAAACAAACCAAGGAUUUCUGACCUCUGUGGAGAAUAGAUUUGAGCAUGCCUUCCUGACGAGCCAAAUUGGACACCGUCCUGAAACAUAUUUCUGGAUCGGCCUUUCAGAUGUAGCAAAUCCAGGGACUUUCAACUGGACCAAUGGAGAUCCCAUUCAGUUCACUCACUGGAAUGCAAAAAUGCCUGGCCCAAAUCCCGGCUGUGUUGUCAUGAGAACGGGAGAUGCUGCUGGACUGUGGGAUGUUGUCAAUUGCGAGGAGAGGGCUGCCUUUCUUUGCAAACAAUUGGCUGAAGGAAUGACCCUUCCUCCAAUCCCGAAAACAACGCCCCCUCCCCCAUGUCCUGAAGGAUGGACCGCAAGUCCAACAAGGAAUGUCUGCUUCAAGGCCUAUAAGAGGAAGAGAAUUGACAGGAAAACUUGGUUUGAGGCAUUUGUUUGUAAAUUAAUUGGAGGAGACCUGGCUUCUUUGCAUGAUAAACUAGAGGAACAAUUAUUUAAACGAACUGUAAACUAUGAACCAGCUUUUACUUUUUCUUCCGAUGAAAAUCAAAAAUGCAGACUACUAUGGGGAUAUACUGGAGCCUGGAAAGCAGCACUAUGUUAUCGGGUUUUUGAUUGGUUUUGUCAAAUUACAAGAGGUGCACCUUUAUAUCCAGAACCAAGCAAUACAUUUGAUAUAGUUAUAAAACAAUUGAAGAUUGGCUGGAUUGAAUUUGAAAACAAUGAGUAUUAUUUCAGUAAUACAUCAUGCCUGCAGAAAAGCCCGGAAAGUUCUGCAAAACAACAUCAUGGUGAUCUUACUACCAAUUUGAGAGUCAUGAGGAAAAAUGUUUUGUGGAAUAUAUGGAUGGAUGGAACUCCAGUGACAUAUGAAGCCUGGGCCCCCGGUGAACCCAACUUUGCCAAUGAAGAUGAACAUUGUGUAGUUAUGAUUCCAGUAUGUGUAUGGAAUGAUAUAAACUGUGGUGAUGAGAAAAGCUUCAUCUGCGAGAGACACAAUAGCUCUGUCCGUACAACUGCAGCGUCCACAUUACCUGCAAUUCCAAAAGGGUGCAGUGAGGGUUGGCUUUGGUUUAAUGACAAGUGCUUCCAAGUAUUUGGCUUCGUAGAAGAGGAGAAGAAAAACUGGAGCGCUGCACGUGAUCACUGCAGAAAUCUAGGAGGAAACCUGGCUAGUAUACCAAACAAAGCUGUUCAAGCUUUUCUCACAGUGCAAUUAAAAAGUGCUACUGAUAAUAUUUGGAUUGGAUUGACUGACAAGAAUUGGAGGGGACUUUUCCUGUGGACUGAUGGGAGUGGAGUCUAUUUUACAAAUUGGGCUAAAGGGUCACCUCGUUAUUCAAUCUUUGAUGUAUACAAUGAGCUGUGCACAGGUAACUGCGUUUUUAUGAUGACAAAACCUGAAAGGCUUGCAGGAUAUUGGAGAGUUGGAUACUGUUCUUCUAAGCUGACCUACAUCUGCCAAAAAAAUACUGGUCCUGAACCUUACUCUGAACCAACAGUUCCAGCAUCUCACUAUAUCAGUUAUGGAAAUAGCAGCUAUUCUAUGGUUAGUCCCAAGAUGACCUGGGAAGAAGCAAGGAAGAAAUGUGAAUCUGAAAAUGCAAAACUUGCCACCAUUGUAGACCCCUAUGCAGAAUCAUUCAUAUGGCUGCAAGUGCUCCAACAUAAGGAGCCUGUAUGGAUUGGACUAAGCAGCAAAGAGAGUGAUGCUAGGUACAAGUGGAUUAGUAACUGGAAGGUAGUGUACACUAACUGGGCUGACGAAGAACCAUUGCAUAAGGUAGCCUGUGUCUACCUAGACACUGAGGGUUAUUGGAAAACAGGAAAUUGCAGUGAAAAAUACUUGUCUGUUUGCGAGAGAUAUUAUGGUGUAGUGCCAACUGAGAUUCCACAAUUGCCAGGAAAAUGCGAAACCUCCAAAAACAGCCAAAUAUCUUGGAUUCCUUUUAGAGGUCAUUGCUAUAAAAUUUACCUUUCACUAGAAUCUUGGGCAACAGCAUCCCUGUUGUGUUCUCAUAUAGGUGGCGCCUUGACUUCAAUCGAAGACUCAACUGAAUUACAAUUUCUACAAGAAAAAAUGCAGCAAUUUGAAUAUAGGGAUUUUUGGAUAGGCUUAUACAAAAAUCUGGAUGGAGAAUGGAUAUGGCAAGAUAAAAAUGAACUUGUUUUUGUCAACUGGAAUGAACAAGAUUCUCUGGAGUAUGAUAACAUAAAGUUCUCUGAUUACUUUUUUGACAAGUGUGUUUCCAUGGAUGUUAAUUCUGGACAGUGGUUCACAGAGCACUGCGGAGAUUAUGGAUCAAAACCAUUUAUUUGUAAAAGAAACAAAAUUACUGAAGAAUCAACUAUAAAGCCUACAGAAAUCUCAGUGCAGAAAGGAGUGAAACCUCUAUCAACACAUGGCACAACUGCGGUGGUAGUUAUCCCAGUUAUUUUCAUAGUGAUUGGUGCAGGAAUUACAGCCUAUAUUUUAUAUAGAAGAAGAAACAGACCACAACAAGCCUCUGCUGGAUUUGACAAUUCUUUGUAUAGUGACAAUGUAGUUAUUCUUCAUAAGGAUUCACAAUCUCUUGUAGACAAUCAAGAAUUAAAUUAAUCAAUAAUGUAUCUAAGGAUAAAACCUAUUGGACACAAUACAUUCAAAAUGUAAGAUUUUGAAUUAUAUUGUUCAUAAAUUAAUUAAAAUGUUUGGAAAAAAUAGACCUUGUUAACAAUAUGCUGUAUAUUGGUCUAACCCAUGAUAUGAAAAGACUGAAUUUAUUAGUUACUGAGUAAAAACAUAUUUUGUAUGAUAUACUUUCAAAUGAAAGAUUUUAAUUAAAGAAGACUUAGAAGUGGU
Molecule: messenger RNA, 4455 nt
Organism: Thamnophis elegans (Western terrestrial garter snake)
Lineage: Eukaryota; Metazoa; Chordata; Lepidosauria; Squamata; Natricidae
Product: macrophage mannose receptor 1-like
Biological process (GO): receptor-mediated endocytosis
Cellular component (GO): plasma membrane
Molecular function (GO): signaling receptor activity
Source: RefSeq, a predicted model, not a curated record